Messenger RNA from Ruditapes philippinarum (Manila clam), 1542 nucleotides. RefSeq lists its product as uncharacterized. Gene Ontology annotation, molecular function: nucleic acid binding. The transcript has a single exon. NCBI's taxonomy places the organism in Eukaryota, Metazoa, Mollusca, Bivalvia, Venerida, Veneridae. Bases 1 to 1542 code for a protein of 513 amino acids. The record is from RefSeq and is a predicted model, not a curated record. Gene Ontology annotation, biological process: DNA integration.
AUGUCAAGACUCGAACCUUUAACCGUUCAAGAGUUACAAGAGGCUGAACGACUGUGGCUACAUAACACCCAGUUCUUGAAGUAUCAGGCUGAGAUCAAUAAUCUGAAAUCAAAUGGUAAACGACUUAGUCUAGUGAAACAUUUACGACUUUUUCUGGAUGAAGAUAGAUUUCUACGAUGUGGCGGGAGAAUCCACAAUGCACCAGUAACAGAAUUCACCAGAUUUCCAUACUUACUUCCCGCAAAACAUCCUUUCACACGGUUAGUAGUUUUAGACGCACAUGAGAACCAACUUCACGCAGGCGCAAGUGCAUUGAUCACACAUUUACGACAGAGAUACUGGAUACCAUCUAUCCGUCAGUAUAUACAAAGCCUUCUCUGGAAAUGCGUUCAAUGUCGAAUGGUAACAGGCAAACCAUAUACAGCACCAGAUCCACCACCCCUACCAAAAAUUAGAGUACAAGAUACAUCUCAAUUUACAGUCACCGGGGUUGAUUUCUCUGGAGCACUGUAUGUACGAAGCAAUUCUAGAAUUGAGCAUAAGGCUUAUAUUUGUCUAUUUACGUGCGCUUCAACAAGAGCCGUCCAUCUCGAGCUGGUACCAGAUUUAUCAGAGGAAACCUUCAUCCAAGCGUUUAGAAGAUUUACUAGUCGAAAAUCCCUACCCCAUGUAAUGAUAUCAGACAACGCAACAACAUUCAACGCAGCAGCAAAUACUAUUCAACAACUCAUGAGAUCAAUGGCAGUUAAUGACGCUCUACAUAGCCAUGGUACUGAAUGGAGAUUCAUACCUAAGCGAGCACCAUGGUUUAGCGGUUGGUGGGAGCGACUUAUUCGACUAACAAAAACCACCAUCAAGAAAGUUUUAUGUCGUUCAUAUAUUAGUUACGAGAGCCUCCAGACAAUAGUAACAGAGAUUGAGUGUAUAAUGAACGACAGACCGCUUACUUACGUCACUUCCGAUAUAGGAGACCCGGACCCAUUAACACCGCCGCACCUGCUUUAUGGACGUCGUAUUACAUCCCUUCCAUAUAAUGGCAAUACACCAGAACCACAAAAUGUUACAAUGUCUGACGUAACAAAAAGGGCAAGACUGCAGGCACAACUUAUCAGUCAUUAUCGUUUACGAUGGCGUCACGAAUACCUUACGUCACUGCGUCAGUACCACAAAACAACAGGAAACAACACUCAGACAGUUCAGGUUGGCGACGUUGUACAGAUUUAUGAUGAAUCACCAAGAACGCAGUGGAAACUAGGCGUAAUCCAGCAGUUAAUUUACGGUAAUGAUGGCCUCACACGAGCAGCAAUUUUACGCACGAGUAAUGGACUUGUCACUUCGAGACCUAUUGUGAAACUGUACCCAUUAGAAAUCAUUUCUACAUCGUCAUCAUUUUGUGGCCGGGGGAAUGUCGGGAAGACGUACGCUAUGUGUAGGCGGGAACAACAACGACGUAUUGACGGCGGGAAUCAAGAUGACGUCAACGUCUAUACCAACGUCACUACCGCUUUACUUGUAUAUAUUAUUGAGAUAUUAAAAAGAUAG